UUAUAUAAAUUCGCCUUGAUUUGUAUAAAUUCGUCUUGAUUUGUUCCAUAUUUUGUCUGCGUAUAGUCAACGUUGGUCGACGUUUUUAGAAAAUGGAAAAUAUUCCGCGUACUCACGAAGAUAUUGAGGCACAAAUUGCCGACAUUCAAACUAAGAAAAAAGAAAUCCAAAAAAGUACCACAACUGGCGUUGGAUUAUUGGACAGUGGAGGUUUCUAUGACACUGAUUUGUACGACGAGGCCGGCGGUAAAGGCAAACGUCGCUAUGAAGGAUAUAAUACAUCCAUUGCUGCUAAUGAUGAAAUGGAUGAAGAUGAAGACGAAGGAUUCCCAGUGCCACAAAAGCGUACGACUUACACGGCACCUACAUCUGUGUUAAAAGAUGUUACACAGGGUAAGGAAGAUGUUGAUCCUAUGGCUGAGAGGCGCCGCCCAACAAUAGCGGAUAGGGAAGAUGAAUAUAGGCAAAAGAGACGCCGCAUUAUUAUAUCACCCGAGCGAGCGGAUCCGUUUGCUGAUGGUGGAAAGACUCCUGACAUCGGAUCAAGAACAUAUCCGGAUAUUAUGCGUGAACAGUUGCUCAAAGGAGAAGAAAAUGAGCUUCGCAGAAAAAUACAAGAAAAAUCCAAGGACGGCACUUUGAUAAAAUCUUCAAAUGGGGAGGUUGCAAAAGAGACUACUACACGAAAACGUGGUCGUUGGGAUCAAACAGUGAGCGAAAGCUUUGUGCCCGCUAAAGCGGCAACAACUCCUAGUAGUGCGGCAACACCAACUUGGGAAGAUAAAACUCCCGGCGAUCAUCGUUGGGAUGAAACGCCAGGCCAUAAAGGCAGCGAAACACCGGGUGCUACGCCUGGUCUCGGAACACGCAUUUGGGAUGCAACACCUGCACAUCCAAUGACACCGAGCCAUGAGACGCCAGGUCACGAAAAAUCAGCACGACGUAAUCGUUGGGACGAAACUCCGAAAACAGAGCGCGAAACUCCUGGCCACAGCGGUUGGGCCGAGACACCAAAACCAGAUCGUGGUACAAGUGACAAUGUUGUCGCCGAAUCUACGCCGGGAGCUUCAAAACGUAGAUCGCGUUGGGAUGAGACGCCAUCGAAUGCCACACCUUCAAUGACACCAUCUUCGGCUAUGACUCCGAGCCUCACACCAACUAUGACUCCUCAUGCUACGCCAGGGCAUAUAACUCCACUCUUAACGCCCGGUGGCACCACACCCAUUGGCGUCAAGGCAAUGGCCAUGGCCACUCCAACUCCGGGUGCAUUGGCAGCUAUGACACCAGAACAACUUCAGGCAUAUCGCUGGGAAAAAGAAAUCGAUGAACGUAAUCGACCCCUCACAGAUGAAGAACUUGAUCAAAUGUUUCCACCAGGUUAUAAAAUAUUACCGCCUCCUGCUGGAUACGUGCCACUGCGCACACCUGGACGUAAAUUGAUGGCAACACCAACACCGAUAGCGGGCACACCCGCUGGAUUCUUUAUUCAAGUUGAAGAUAAGAAUGCCAAAUUCAUGGACAAUCAACCGAAAGGUCAAAAUUUGCCAUUUAUGAAACCGGAAGAUGCACAAUACUUUGACAAAUUGCUAGUAGAUGUGGAUGAAGACAGUCUUUCUCCAGAGGAAGCAAAGGAGCGUAAAAUAAUGAAAUUACUCUUGACUAUCAAAAAUGGUUCACCUCCAAUGCGAAAGUCAUCACUUCGGCAGAUAACAGACAAGGCGCGAGAAUUUGGAGCCGGUCCUCUAUUUAAUCAAAUCCUUCCAUUGCUUAUGUCCCCUACCCUGGAGGAUCAGGAACGUCAUUUACUUGUAAAAGUUAUUGACCGCGUACUAUAUAAGCUUGAUGACCUGGUGCGUCCAUAUGUUCACAAAAUUCUUGUUGUUAUUGAGCCACUGCUUAUAGAUGAAGAUUAUUAUGCCCGAGUGGAAGGUCGCGAAAUAAUCUCAAAUCUGGCAAAGGCGGCAGGUCUAGCUACUAUGAUUUCCACGAUGCGUCCCGACAUCGACAAUAUCGACGAGUACGUCCGUAACACAACAGCGCGUGCAUUUGCCGUUGUGGCAUCUGCACUUGGAAUACCGUCUUUGCUACCCUUUCUCAAAGCUGUAUGUAAAUCAAAAAAAUCGUGGCAAGCUCGCCACACCGGUAUAAAGAUUGUGCAACAAAUAGCCAUAUUAAUGGGCUGUGCUAUACUGCCACAUCUGAAAGCUUUAGUGGAAAUCAUUGAGCAUGGACUUGUGGACGAACAACAGAAAGUGCGUACUAUAACUGCUUUGGCCAUUGCUGCCCUAGCGGAAGCAGCAACGCCUUAUGGUAUUGAAUCUUUUGAUUCCGUUUUGAAACCCCUCUGGAAGGGUAUUCGUACACAUCGUGGCAAAGGUUUGGCUGCUUUUCUGAAGGCCAUUGGUUACUUAAUUCCACUAAUGGAUGCUGAAUAUGCCAAUUACUAUACCCGUGAAGUCAUGUUGAUUUUAAUCCGUGAAUUUCAAUCGCCGGACGAAGAAAUGAAAAAGAUCGUAUUGAAGGUAGUGAAGCAAUGCUGUGCUACUGACGGUGUAGAAGCUCAAUACAUUAAGGAAGAAAUUUUGCCGCAUUUCUUUAAGUUUUUCUGGAAUCAUCGAAUGGCCUUGGAUCGCCGUAAUUAUCGCCAACUUGUGGAUACUACUGUAGAAAUCGCCAAUAAAGUAGGCGCUUCUGAAAUAAUUAAUCGGGUGGUUGAUGAUUUAAAAGAUGAAAACGAACAGUAUCGAAAGAUGGUUAUGGAAACCAUAGAGAAAAUUAUGGGAAAUUUAGGCGCAGCAGAUAUUGAUUCACGUUUAGAAGAACAGCUUAUCGACGGAAUACUUUACGCUUUCCAAGAACAAACCACCGAAGACGUGGUAAUGUUAAAUGGAUUCGGUACAAUUGUAAAUCAGCUCGGAAAGCGAGUUAAACCAUACUUGCCACAAAUUUGCGGUACUAUCCUUUGGCGUCUAAAUAAUAAAUCGGCUAAAGUGCGUCAACAAGCUGCUGAUUUAAUAUCGCGCAUCGCCAUAGUAAUGAAAACAUGCCAAGAAGAAAAGUUGAUGGGUCAUUUGGGCGUUGUGUUAUAUGAGUAUUUGGGUGAGGAAUACCCAGAGGUUUUGGGUAGUAUUUUAGGUGCCCUUAAAGCAAUUGUUAAUGUCAUCGGUAUGACGAAAAUGACCCCACCCAUUAAGGACUUAUUGCCGCGUCUAACACCUAUUCUGAAGAAUCGUCAUGAGAAAGUACAAGAGAACUGCAUUGAUUUGGUAGGAAGAAUUGCCGAUCGCGGACCAGAAUAUGUAUCAGCACGCGAAUGGAUGCGUAUUUGUUUCGAGUUACUUGAACUUCUAAAAGCGCAUAAGAAAGCGAUUCGUCGCGCAACAGUCAAUACUUUUGGAUAUAUUGCCAAGGCAAUUGGCCCACAUGAUGUACUAGCCACUCUGCUAAAUAAUUUAAAAGUUCAAGAGCGACAAAAUCGUGUAUGCACAACAGUAGCCAUUGCUAUUGUGGCCGAAACUUGUCGACCCUUCACAGUUCUCCCUGCAUUGAUGAAUGAAUAUCGCGUACCCGAAUUGAAUGUACAAAAUGGCGUACUUAAAUCCCUAUCUUUUCUGUUUGAAUAUAUUGGGGAAAUGGGCAAAGACUAUAUUUAUGCAGUUUGCCCUUUGCUGGAGGACGCGUUAAUGGAUCGCGACUUGGUUCAUCGACAAACUGCUUGCGCUGCUAUUAAGCAUAUGGCACUCGGCGUAUAUGGCUUCGGGUGUGAGGAUGCAUUAAUUCAUUUGCUCAACUAUGUAUGGCCUAAUAUUUUUGAGACUUCGCCCCAUUUAGUUCAGGCUUUUAUGGACUCUGUAGAUGGCUUACGGGUUUCGCUGGGACCUAUUAAAAUUUUGCAAUAUACACUGCAAGGACUAUUUCAUCCGGCACGGAAAGUGCGUGAUGUUUACUGGAAGAUCUAUAAUUCUCUUUACAUUGGAGGACAAGACGCAUUGAUUGCAGGUUAUCCAAGGAUAACUAAUGACCCAAAGAAUCAAUAUGAAAGAUAUGAGCUGGACUAUAUGCUUUAAAAGAACCUGACGGAAAAGAUAAAAGCAACAUUUUUUUUUAAUUUUAUUACAAACUAUGUAGCCGUAUAAUGUUUUUAGAUGUAAAAAUUCCGAACAAUUAUAUAGAAAUAGUUACAAGCAUAUGUAUACAUACUUAUUUCGCUUACCCCCCUAUUAUGAAUUUCCGUACGAUAGACGAUAACCGCUUGCAAGCGUAUCGUAGAAAUUAGUUUUGGUAUUAUUCUUUUCAUACGCCCGACACACGCCUGACAGAUCUAUUAUUUUGAGUGUCUGUGGUUUUUUUAUCGUUAACCAAAACAUUGGUUCGUAAUAGGGGAUAACAGAAUGUAAGCGUUUAUUGUGCAUCGUACGAAUUCAUAAUAGGGGGGUUAGAAUUAAUAUUAAAAAAAAAGAAUCAGAUUUGAUAAACUUUAUAAAGUCAAAUUUUCAUAUAUCGCUCGCUUAGAUUGUUGCUAAGUUCCAAUUUAAAAAUUUUAGAGGAGGAAAAAACGUAUAGCUAUUUUCUUCAAGUAUUUCGCAAAAGUUUAAAUACAGCAUUUUGCCUGUUCAACGAAAAGCAAAACUCCAUACGAAUCAGAUAGAUUUUUGGUGCUUCUUUUUUUUUACUUAGCAAAUUUCCCUUUCAUUGAAUAUAAACGAGAGUAAAUAGAACAAAUGCCUUUAUUCUUUUCGAAACAAUGCAUUUUAAGUUUAUCUAGCCGCCUAUAUCAAAAUAUGAGUUUUCGUAAAAAGUGGACUUACCAACUUUUUACUCUAAGCUAGCGAUAUGUAUUUUCUUUAUUUAUAAAGCAUGUUCAAGCGCGGUUGCAACAAUCAAUUUUAAAUUUAUCAGCCUGUUAAAAUUUGAAGUUGAUUGGCGAAACUAGGGAUAAAUCUGUUUAAAUUUUUUGCUUUUUUAUUUUUUUAUCUUUAAAAUUGAUCCGAAUUUUUUCCCAUGUUAUGCUACAUGUAUUUACCUUUAAUUAAUUUGCAUUCUGUCAUUCGUCAUCGUUUUUACACUAUGGUUUCCAGAUGAGUUAAAAAUUAGACUAUUUCAGUUAACAGUCCAAUUCUACGCCCACUGCUGUAUCAACAACCACAGCUUCAUAUUCUUUUGAAGCUGCAUUUUUCAAUCUAUCAGGCAUGUUCUGAAAAUCUUACGAUUCUUGAAUAUUUGUAAUGAAAGCAAUAAAUAUUUCUAAGAGAAACUGCUAAGAACGCAUCAUUUA
Rhagoletis pomonella (apple maggot) is the source of this 5275-nucleotide messenger RNA. It is a transcript of the gene Sf3b1, whose product is annotated as splicing factor 3B subunit 1. NCBI's taxonomy places the organism in Eukaryota, Metazoa, Arthropoda, Insecta, Diptera, Tephritidae. Gene Ontology annotation, molecular function: mRNA binding. Gene Ontology annotation, cellular component: U2 snRNP; U2-type prespliceosome; catalytic step 2 spliceosome. Gene Ontology annotation, biological process: spliceosomal complex assembly. The transcript is spliced from 5 exons. The record is from RefSeq and is a predicted model, not a curated record. Bases 93 to 4067 code for a protein of 1324 amino acids.